Messenger RNA from Trichomycterus rosablanca, 876 nucleotides. RefSeq names its product carcinoembryonic antigen-related cell adhesion molecule 5-like. The record is from RefSeq and is a predicted model, not a curated record. Gene Ontology annotation, cellular component: plasma membrane. Gene Ontology annotation, molecular function: transmembrane signaling receptor activity. The coding region runs from base 1 to 876 and encodes 291 amino acids. Lineage: Eukaryota; Metazoa; Chordata; Actinopteri; Siluriformes; Trichomycteridae. The transcript is spliced from 6 exons. Gene Ontology annotation, biological process: cell surface receptor signaling pathway.
AUGGAGGACGUGUCCAGAACUGGAGAGAAUCAUGCAGGUAAAUACACCUGUACAGGAACAGAGACAGGAGGCUCACGUUCCUCACACCCCAGUGAUGCUGUUCUACUGACUGUAUCAGCAAAACCCAAACCAACUAUGAGAUUAGAACCUCAGAACUUCAUCUACACUGGAGACACCGUUACUCUGACCUGUGAUCUGAAUCAGUCUACAGGAUGGACUUUCCUCUGGUAUAGAAAUGAUCAGGAGGUAAAUCCUCAGAUCUCUGCAGAUAAAAUCACCACCAACAAACUCAGUGAGAAACUUUCUAAUACAGGAACAAAAAAGUACAACUGUGUAGCACGAAGAGGAAACUACUACUACAACUACCAACACCCUGUCUACUACUACAACCACUACUAUGACUCACAGUACAGUGAUCCAGUUACUGUUACAGUAGAAGGUUUACCAAAACCAGUGGUGAUUAUAGAGCCUGAUAAUCACGUGUUUGUAGGAGAUUCUGUUACUCUCACAUGUAACAUAGAGAAUGGAGGACGUGUCCAGAACUGGAGGUACAGCUGGAAUAAAGAAGGUUCAGACCAAACUGUCAGUAAUGAUCAGCAGUACAGAAUCAAUAAUGUUACAGAGAAUCAUGCAGGUAAAUACACCUGUACAGGAACAGAGACAGGAGGCUCACGUUCCUCACACCCCAGUGAUGCUGUUCUACUGACUGUAUCAGUGUCUGAAGCUUCGUUAUCAGUGCUGAAGAUGAUCAGUAGUGCUGUGGCAGCGUUUCCGUAUCUGUUGUCCACCAUCAUCCUGGUGAAAUAUUACAGAGCUCGAGCUGUAACUGGUGAGAUUAAACUGGACGCAGUGGUUGAGGCUGAAACUUCCAUCUGA